Thalassophryne amazonica is the source of this 6029-nucleotide messenger RNA. It is a transcript of the gene ubr2, whose product is annotated as ubiquitin protein ligase E3 component n-recognin 2. The coding region runs from base 71 to 5335 and encodes 1754 amino acids. The record is from RefSeq and is a predicted model, not a curated record. NCBI's taxonomy places the organism in Eukaryota, Metazoa, Chordata, Actinopteri, Batrachoidiformes, Batrachoididae. Gene Ontology annotation, cellular component: ubiquitin ligase complex; cytoplasm. The transcript is spliced from 46 exons. Gene Ontology annotation, molecular function: ubiquitin protein ligase activity; zinc ion binding. Gene Ontology annotation, biological process: ubiquitin-dependent protein catabolic process via the N-end rule pathway.
UAAGCUAAGCGAGUGGCGCUCGUGAGAGUGAGCAGCAGCAGCAGCAGCAGCUCAGAGCUGAGGGAGAAAGAUGGCGACGGCUGGCUCGGAUCGUUCGUCCGUUUUAUCGUCUGAAUUCUUGGACUUUUCUGCUGAAGUCGUCGCAGCGCGGUGGCUCGCGGUCCCGGACCUGCAGAUGGAGGUGUACCGGCACCUGGGCCGCCACGUCCCCGGGAUCCUGUGCCAGGGGCCCGGCGGCGGCCGGGAGGAGCAGCGGGAGGAGCUGGCCUGUCAGCUGCUCCUUCUAGCACCUCUGGAGUGGUUCCUGCUGGGACAAGAACCCUCCGCUGGCUUCGCUCUGCUGCAGGAGAAGAACCAGCCCUCACUACUGUGUGGCCACGUCUUCAAGGUGGGAGAGCCCACCUACUCCUGCAGGGAGUGUGCAGCAGAUCCUACGUGUGUUCUGUGCAUGCAGUGUUUCCUGGGCAGCAUCCACAAGGAGCACAGAUACAGAAUGACCACAUCAGGAGGGGGCGGGUUCUGUGACUGUGGAGAUACUGAAGCCUGGAAGAAGGGCCCUUACUGCCAGAAACACCAACCCAACACCACAGACACGCCUGAGGAGCAACAGGAUCCUGUGGCUCAGCUGCCAGCUGACAUGGUGGCCCGCAGUUACAUCAUGUUUUCCAUCAUCCUGAAGUACGCUGUGGACCUGCUGACCUGGGAUCUGGAGGACCAGCUGCCGGCAGGACUGGAGCCGCUGGAGAAAGGGGACACCUUCUACUGCAUGCUGUUCAAUGAUGAAGUGCACACGUAUGAACAAGUCAUCUACACACUGCAGAAGGCUGUCAACUGCAGCCAGAAGGAGGCAGUCAGCUUCGCCACCACCGUGGACAGAGAAGGUAGAAAGUCUGUUCGAUACGGUGACUUCCAGUUCUGUGAGCAGGCCAAGUCUAUUAUCGUGAGGAACACCAGUCGUCAGUCGAAGCCUCUCAGGGUUCAGGUCAUGCACUCGUCUGUUGUUGCUCAUCAGUGUUUUGCUCUGAAAGCGCUGAGCUGGUUGGGACAGAUCAUUCAAUAUUCAGACGGCCUGAGGAGGAUCCUGUGUCAAGUCUGUCUUCAGACAGGCCGACCCGACUCCUCACUGGUGGACCGGCUGAUGCUCAAUGACUCUAAAAUGUGGAAAGGAGCGAGAAACAUCUACCACCAGCUGCUGAUGAACAGUCUGCUUAUGGAUUUCAAGUACAAGAAAGUCUUUGCCAUCCAGUUUGCCAAGACGUAUGAACGCUUGCAGAGCGACUAUGUGAAAGACGACCACGACCGUGAGUUCUCCAUCACUGACCUGUCAGUGCAAAUAUUCACCGUCCCCUCGCUGGCCAGGAUGCUGAUGGUUGAGGAGAACCUGAUGACAACUAUCAUCAGAACUUUUGUUGACCACCUCCGACACAGAGACCUGCAGGGACGGUUCCAGUUUGAUCGCUACACCUCCCAGCAGGCCUUCAAGUUUGGGCGAGUCCAGAGUCUUAUUGGAGACCUCAAGUAUGUCCUGAUCAGUCGCCCCACAGAAUGGAACGACCAACUUAGACAGAAAUUUCUAGAAGGCCUGGAUGCUUUCCUGGAGCUGCUCAAGUGUAUGCAGGGCAUGGAUCCAGUAGUGAGACAGGUUGGACAGCACAUCGAGAUGGAACCAGAGUGGGAAGCAGCGUUCACUCUGCAGAUGAAGCUGACGCACAUCAUCUCCAUGAUCCAGGAAUGGUGCUGCAGUGAUGAGCACGUGCUGAUGGAGGCCUAUAAGAAGACUCUGAGCAUGCUCGGUCAGUGUCACGGCGACAUGUUGGAGGGCGAGCAGCCCCUCAGCCUCAGCCUGGCCGCUCACUCUGUGGACACCUUCAGGUACCAGGUGUCACAGGACAAAGUGUCCAUUCACCUGCCCAUGUGCCGCCUGCUGGCAGGUCUCCAUGUUCUCCUCAGUAAGACAGAAGUGGCCGCUCGGUAUCCCGAAUGCCUUCCUCUGGGGGAACUCAGCCCUCACCUGCUUAUCGAACUCCCGCUUCGCUGCCUUGUACUCUGUGCCCAGGUGCAUGCUGGGAUGUGGAGGCGGAAUGGCUUUUCUCUGAUCAAUCAAAUCUAUUACUACCACAAUGUGAAGUGCAGAGUGGAGAUGUUUGACAAAGACCUCAUCAUGCUGCAGACAGGAGCGUCCAUGAUGGAUCCAAACCACUUCCUGAUGAUUGUUCUGAGUCGCUUUGAGGUUUUUCAUAUUUUCAGCUCAGCAGACUGCAGGAAGCGACACAGGGAGCCAAACAAGGACAUUGUCCAGCAGAACAACACUCUGAUUGAGGAGAUGCUGCACCUCAUCAUCAUGGUUGUCGGUGAGCGAUACGUGGCGGGUAUCGGCCAGGUGGCGCCCUUUGAUGAUGUCAGGAGAGAGAUCAUCCACCAGCUGUCAAUCAGAGCCAUGGCUCACAGCGAACUGGUGAAGGCUCUGCCCGAGAACGGGAACAAGGAGACGGGACUGGAGAGAGUCAUCGACACCGUGGCGUCUUUCAGGAAGCCCGGCGUCACCGGUCGUGGUCUGUAUGAACUGCGUCCGGAGUGGAACAAACACUUCAACCUGUACUUUCAUCACUACUCCAGAGCUGACCAGUCCAAGGCUGAGGAGGCUCAGAGGAAGUUGAGGAGACAGAAUGGCGAGGACACAGGUAUACACACAGCCCUGCCCCCUCCUAUCCCGCCCCCUCUCUGUCCUCUCUUUGGCAGCCUGAUCAACCUGCUACAAUGUGACGUCCUUCUGGCUGUAGAGGGCGCUGUGCUGCAGUGGGCCACAGAACCCACCGGGGGAGGCUGGACAGAGUCCAUGCUGCAGAGGGUGUUCCACCUGAUGGGUAUGGCUCUGCUGGAAGAACAGCAGCAGCUGGAGAAUGUCAGUGGAGACGAUGACAUCACCUUCACCUACACUACCAAGAUCACACGUCUAGGAGAAGCUUGUAGUUCAUCAGGAAGUCUUCUGGCCCUGCUGGAGAGGCUGCAGGCUGCUCCUCACCUGGAGGUCCAUAAAGACAUGAUCACAUGGAUCUUCAAGAUGGUGGCAAACAUCAAAACCAUUCGAGAAUGUUCAGCCUCAAACUCUGCUGUGACCGUCAGCCGGGACCACGUGGAGGAGAUGGUGAGAGACAAAGACAAGGCUGAGAGGAAGAGAAAGGCGGAAAUGGCUCAGCUGAGGAGGGAGAAGAUCAUGGCUCAGAUGUCUGAGAUGCAGAGACAUUUUAUCAAUGAGAACAAAGAGCUGUUUGAGGAGAGUCUGGAUGAUGUGCAGAACUCCUCCUCGUCCACAGCAGGAGACGACAGUCCUCCGGUUUCGGAGCCGUCCUGCAUGUCCCGGGUUUGUGUUGGUCCCAGGAGGUCGGGUGGAGGUGAGCGCUGUCAGGUGGUGACGUGCAUCCUGUGCCAGGAGGAGCAGGAAGUCAGAGCUUACGGAAGGGCCAUGGUACUGGCCACUUUCAUCCAGAGGUCAACUGUCCAGUCUAAAAAUCGCAGCCGACCCCUUCCUGACCUAGAACAUCACGAUCCUCUCUUCAUGCACCCUGACCUGGCUCUGGGCAUUCACACUGCAAGCUGUGGUCACGUCAUGCACUCCACCUGCUGGCAGAGGUAUUUUGAGGCAGUGCAGCAGAAGGAGCAGCGGCGUCAGCAACGUCUGCGAGGUCACACGAGCUACAGCGUGGAGAACGGAGAGUUUCUGUGUCCGCUGUGUGAAUGUCUAAGUAACAGCGUCAUACCGCUGCUGCCUGCCGCACACGCCACUGACAGCAGUGUCAGUCAUCCCAGUCUGGAGGCGUGGCUGAAGGUGACCAGCCAGCAGAUGGCAGCGCUGCACUCUACACACAGGAAGCACUCUAAUGAAGCAGCAGAGGGGGCGGAGCCUCUUGGUCCUGAAGGAUUCCAAGUUGACUUCACUCCACUGAACCUGUUUAAUAGCAGCAUCAGUGAGAUGAUCACCACCUUCAGCAUGUCCACCUACAAAGUGGGACUGAAGCUGGAUCCCAAUGAGCAUGAUGACAGGGUGCCACUGCAGAGCUGGGCCAGCUGUGCCUACACCGUCCAGGCUACAGAGCGCGUCCUGCUGGAUGAUGAUAAGCCACUGUUUGGCAGUUUACCCUGCAGACAGGAUGAGUGUUUGCGCUCACUCAUCAGGUUCAGUUCAGCUUGUUGGACCACAGCUCAACAGAAAGCAGUUCACACACACUUCAUCAGGCUAUUUGCAGCUUUGGUUCCAGACUCUUGGGUGGAAAACUCUCCUUGCAUCCUGGACAUCGACAUGUUCCACCUGCUGGUCUACAGUGUUCUGUCCUACGAUUCCAUCCACUGUCUGGAUCAAUCACGACAGACUGUGGUUGACUCCUCCCACCUUCACCUCCUUCACCUGGUCUCUGUGGCUCAUGUGGUCCAAAUCCUGCUCACCUCCACCUCCUCAGAGGAGGUGUGUAUGGAUCAGGACUGUGGAGAAUCAGAGGAGGAGGACCUCACCUAUCAGCUCUAUGACACACUGAGGAAUCACCUGAGCAGCGUCUUACCUGAAGUGACCUCUGGGUGGCAGCUCUGGCGUUGUGUUAAAGCCGGCAUCCUGCCUUUCCUCAGAUCCACAGCCCUGUUCUUCCACUACUUGAACUCUGCGGCGCCCCCUGCUGAUCUGCUGGUUGUGGGCUCUGGCCAGUGGGAGGCGCUGUGCAGCUACCUCAGUCUGCCCUCCAACCUGCUGCAGCUCUUCCAGAGUCAUCGUGGUCUGUUGGACCCUCUGAUCCGCAGGUGGUGCUGUCACCCAGCAGUCAUGCACAGUCUGCAGAAGGGUGUGGCCAUGGUCAGGUUUCCCCGAGAAUCCAACAGACUCAUUGACCUCCCAGAAGACUACAGUGUCCUGAUCAACCAGGCCUCCAGUUUCAUGUGUCCAAAGUCUGGAGGCGACAAGUCCCGAACUCCGACGCUGUGCCUGGUUUGUGGCUCCAUGCUGUGUUCUCAGAGUUACUGCUGCCAGACCGAAGUGGACGGAGAGGACGUGGGGGCCUGCACCGCACACACCUUCAGCUGUGGAGCCGGUGUCGGGCUCUUCCUCAGGGUCAGAGAGUGUCAGGUUCUGUUCAUGGCUGGGAAGAAUAAGGGCUGUUUCUAUCCACCGCCAUACCUGGACGACUACGGAGAAACCGACCAGGGCCUUAAGCGGGGGAACCCCCUCCAUCUGUGUCUGGAGCGCUACAGGAAGAUCCAGCGUCUGUGGCACCAACAUGGUGUGGCUGAAGUCAUUGGCCACGCCCAGGAGGCCAAUCAGACGUUGGUCGCCAUCGACUGGCAGCACCUGUGAUGUUCAGCUCAGCUCCGCCCUCGCUCACAGAUUAAGGCAGUUGAUUGGCUGCUGACCUUUGUUCCGCCUGUUUGUGUGUGGAUGACGUCACCUCACAUCACCUCUCAGGGAAUCUUUCAGGACUUUUUUGCUGUCUCUCUCCUGGGGGCUGUUGACCUUUGACCUUAUCUCACUCCACCAUUGAGGCGGCUCUGGCUCCGCCCACAUCACACUCACUGCAAGCUGAAGCACCUUAAAGGGGUCGUUUGUGCAAAAUCUUUUUUUCUACUUCAAGUCCAAAAAUUCUCGCUGAGCCGACAGACACGCCCACAGGGCUAGCAGUAGUUUGUUUUGUAGAAUGUUUGUGGGACGCCUGCUAGUGGAGGACGUGACAAACAUGACAAAAAAGUCGCAUAUAAACAUAUCUGGUCAAAGUCUUGAUUGGGGAUAAUAUCAGAAACCUGCUGCUGCACUGUUUCUGUCUUCAGGGUUUUUUUUUCCAUAUUUUAGCUUCAUUUUGAAACAGAAAUUUAACAAAUGACAAACAUCUGAAUCUUUCGAGUGAAAAAUGUUUGUGGAAGCUUCUGAUAUUUUGCUCGUUGUGAAUCAGAUUUUCAGACAAACGGAGGAAAUAAAUGUGACAUGUUAAUAUGUGGAUUGUUGUGUAAAUGAUUUUAUGUACAGAACGACAUCAAUAAACAUCGAAACACCUUCU